Episyrphus balteatus (marmalade hoverfly) is the source of this 2135-nucleotide messenger RNA. RefSeq names its product RNA-binding protein 28. Gene Ontology annotation, molecular function: RNA binding. The coding region runs from base 112 to 2073 and encodes 653 amino acids. Lineage: Eukaryota; Metazoa; Arthropoda; Insecta; Diptera; Syrphidae. The record is from RefSeq and is a predicted model, not a curated record. The transcript is spliced from 5 exons.
CUCCACGUGCGAUUAAACGUCAAAAUAAUCAUUUGUCAAAUUAUUGAUAUUAUUUUUUCAGAAAAAUUUCCAAAUCAAUUGAAAUUAAUUUUAUUAUUUUAUUAAAUUAAAAUGGAGCUCAAAGAGAAAACAAAUCAAGAAUCAGAAGACGAAUCCCAUCAAGAACCAGCAACCAAACGAAAACGUUCAAAUCCUUUUAAUAAAAACCUCAAAGAGGAAAAAGAAAAACGUCGUCAAAAACGAGCAAGAAUUAUAAUUCGCAAUAUUUCCUACAAAGCCACUGACAAAUCUUUAAGAGAACACUUUGAAAAAUUCGGAACAAUUCAAGAUUUGAAUCUGCUAAAACGUCCCGAUGGAAAACUUGUUGGUUGUGCUUUUAUUCAAUAUGAAACAAUCAAUCAAGCGGCUAAAGCUAUUUUGAAAACUUCGAAUAAAGACUUUCUUGGACGACCUGUUUUUGUUGAUUGGGCAUUGGGUAAAGAUGAAUACACAAAGAAAAAGGGUCAAGAUAACGAGACGACAAAACCAAAAGAAGAACCUAAAGAAGAGCCCAAAGAUGAAAUUAAGUCAGAAGAUGAAGAUGAAGACGAAGAAAUGAAUGAGGAUGAAGAUAAGAAAGAAUCUUCUGUUAAAUCUGAAUCUGAUUCAGAUGAAAAAGACUCUGAUGAUGAUGAUGAUGACGAUGACGAAGAAGAAGAAGAUGACAACGAAGAUGAAGACGACGAAGAAGAUGAUAAAGACAAAAAAGAUAUAAAAAGCGAUAUAAAAGUAGAGAAACAUCUUUCCCACGAUGUCAAAGAAGGCUGCACUGUCUUCAUUAAAAACGUUCCAUUCGACGCUGAAGACAAUGAUUUGCGCAAAGUUUGUCGCAAGUUUGGUCCCGUUUAUUAUUCCAUAAUAAACAGAGACCCAGUCUCAGGUCAUUCCAAAGGAACUGCUUUUGUAAAAUUCAAAACAAAAGAGUCGGCUGAUCUUUGUCUGGCUUCGGGGACAGAAUUUGUUUUGAAUGACACUCCUUUGGAUCCAUUCCCGGCUUUAAGUCGAGAAGAAGUUCGUAAACAAGCCGACCAAAAGAAUGCCAAAGACGAUCAUAAAGAUUCACGAAACCUUUUCUUAGCUAGGGAAGGUCUCAUUAUGACGGGUUCCAAAGCGGCAGAGGGUGUAUCACAGUCGGACAUGAAUAAACGGCAUAAACUGGAACAAAUUAAGAAUCAGGUGUUGAAGAAUCUUAAUAGGUUCGUUUCUCGAAAUCGUCUCUCCAUUCAUAAUCUGCCUCAGUCGUUUGACAAUGAAAAACUUCGGAACAUGGUCAUUACUUAUACUGGAUUCAAGCCUCACGAAUGUCGGGUUAUGCGGGAAAAUAAGAUCACCCCAGAGCAUCCAAAAGGAAAGUCUAAAGAAUUUGGUUUUAUGUCCUUCACGACGCACAAAGAAGCUCUACAAGCUCUCCGGAAAUUAAACAAUAAUCCCAAGAUCUUUGGAGAUACUCAUCGUCCAAUUGUUGCAUUCAGUAUAGAAGAUCGUGCCGUGCAUAAAAUCAAAGAAAAACGAAAGGAGAAAUCAAGGGUCAAUAAUCCAACUUACAAAGAUAAACUCGAGAAACGUAAAGAGGCGAGAAGAAAUAAAUUAAAUAAAAAAGCAAAGGACGCGAUUCCACAAGAAGACAAUAAGAAAAAAAUGCAAAAGCACAUCAAGAAGCUGGAGGAAUCACGAGCGGCGGCGAUAAAUAAAAAGACCAAACCAGUGACGAUAAUGGAAGAUUUUGUUGGAUUCGAAGGUAAACCUGGAGCGGCGGUUGGUAUGAGAUCCCAAAAAAAGAUCAAUGAACAGGCUCAGGAACAUAAGAAAAAGGUUGGCGAAAAGAAACGCAAAGAAAAGGCAAAGAAACAAAAGCUACUGCAUCGCAUUGAAAAGAAACAAAUCGAUAGGACAAAGCAGAAAAAGAAAGUUAGCAAUCAUGAUGAUUUGUCAAAUCUGGUCAAUAAGUAUAAGAAUUUGAUUGAUGCUAGAGCAAAUGAUGCUGCGCCAAUGGGAAAGAAAAAGAGCAAGAGGACGAAAUGGUUUAAGGAGUAAAUUUUUUUUUGUUUAUAUUAAGAAUUAAGUCAAAAGGAAAAUAUAUUUAUCUGAAUUAAGAU